AUGGCGGUAGAAAAAAAAGUUUCUAAAAUCAAAACUAAAACCACUAAACCCAAAAAAAUUAAAAAAGUCUCCGAAGGAAGGGGAAUUAUUCACGGCAAAUUUAGUUUUAACAAUACUAUUCUUGGUUUAAGCAAAGAAAACGGCGAUACUUUGGCUACGGUUAGUGCAGGCAGUGUUGACCUCGGCAAUAAUAAAAAAGUUACCGGCACUAAAAAAGCUACUCCUUUUAUGGCUGAAAAAGCUUUGGAGGCGAUAAUUAGAAAAGCUAACGAAUUUGGAAUUCACGUGGUUACAGUAAAAGUUAAGAAACUUGGAAGCAGUCGCGAUACGGUAAUAAGGAGAAUAUUGGAAGAAAAAUCCUUAGAUGUUGAAGCCUUAAUCGACCGAACUCCUAUCCGUCAUGGUGAAAAAGUUCAGAAAAAUAAGCCUCACACUUCUUCUUUUGUCUUUCAUCACCUGCCAGAAGGUAUAGGGAUAGUCCUUGGUAAUUAUUUUCGACAAUUUCUUCUGAAAUAUACUAGUAGCAUAGCUCCUUUGGGAGCUCGAAUUAGCCAUAGAGAGGGAGUGGUGGAAAGCGAAAUGAGCAUUUUACCGGGAGUGGUGGAUACAGUGGCUACCUCUUUCCUUAUUAUGAAUUUGAAAGAAGUCAGGGUAGAAGCCAAGAAAAAAGAAGGAGUUUUUUGGCUAGAACUGAAUGUUGAGAACAAAGAAAAAAAGGAAAAAAAAAUUACGGCUGCCGAUUUUCAAAAAGACAAAGAGAUAAAAAUUAAAAAUCCUAAUCUUCAUUUGGCUACUCUGGCAGCAGCAACCGAUGAAGGAAAAAAUCCUAAAUUGGAAGAAGAAGAACAAGAAAAAAAUUAUUUGGCAGAUGAAGAAAAUGUUAUUGCUUUUUCUACUGAUUAUGCUCCCGUCAAAGGUGAUGGAGUAAGUUUUCAAAUAAAAUCAGUAGUAAUUGGCAGAGAAAAAACCGAAGAAGAAUUAAUGCUUACGAUUACCACUAAUGGUGUGGUUGAACCAAAAGGAGCACUUCAAGAAGUUUUGGCAAUAUCCCAAGACGCUUUUGACGCCAUUUUAUACGAAAAAGUGGAAACAAGUUUACCAAUGGCUCGCAGCCUAACCAAAUUAUUGGCAAAACUUAUUGGAUACGCUAAACAGGAUAAUUUGCACGCCCGUCGUUUGGCCCUAAAACACCUGGUCAACAAAAAAAAAAACGUUGAUCGACAAGGAAAAAAAAUGUUGGAUAAAUUAUUUUCGGAUUUAAAAGAAAGAUACAAAGACCGUGCAGGUGGUUAUAGCCGAAUUACCAAAUUAAAUUAUCGGUUGGGUGAUAAUAAUUUGCGAGUAAUUUUUGCUUUGGGUCCAAAAGAAAAUAUUCUCACUAAAACUUAUCAAGGAAACUUAAAAACUAGUUCUGAAGCUAAACAGCAACUCCAAUUCAUUUCGAAGGGUUGUAAUGAAGUCUAUAACUACUUUUUAAGAAAAAGAAUAAAGGCUGAUAAGAAAAACCAACCUCAACCAACAUCAGAGGAACAACAAAAGGAUUUAGAACAGUGGAAAAUUAAUCUAACCUCUGACAUUGAAAUCCCUCCACAAAUUUCUAAAUCAGCAAUUAAACGGAUGAACGGAGUAGAUAGAGGAGAAAGAAAACUAUUUGCUAAUAGUGAAGAAAAAGUGGAGGAGAAAUACAUUGAACUCCAACAAGAUUUAAGCAAGAAAAUUAAAGGGAGUGAGAAAGCCAGUAAUCGGAUGAAUGAUAUUUGCCACAAGAUUUCAAGGAAAUUAGUGAAUAAGAAUGAUUUAUUGGCUUAUGAGGAGUUGAAACCAAAAGAAAUGAUUAGUAAAGAAAAUACAAAAGAAACUGGUAAGUGGAUAGUGUUUGUUAAUCCUCAUAAUACCAGCAAGAGGUGUAGCAAAUGUGGAGAAAUUAAUGAGAAAUUAAAAGAUGAGGAGAUAUUUGAGUGUUCUCGUUGUGAUAAUGAGUUGGAUAGAGAUGUCAAUGCUGCUAGAAAUAUUUUGUGA
Racocetra fulgida is the source of this 2019-nucleotide messenger RNA. NCBI's taxonomy places the organism in Eukaryota, Fungi, Glomeromycota, Glomeromycetes, Diversisporales, Gigasporaceae. The record is from the annotation of a GenBank genome assembly.